GUCUUUUAGUUGUCAUGGAGACAGGCACAACAAAGCAAUAGCAAAGCUGGUCUCCUAAGGAUGUCUGCUGACGGUAUACCUAGAUAAGACCGGAAAGACCUGGUGGAGAUCUCAAUUAAAUGGAUUCCUUCGAUACAUCAACUCCUCUCCUCUGCCCCGCUUCCAAUUCGGCAAUGGAAGAGUCAGCGUCUAAGUUGACAGAAGCCAUUCAGAAGCCCGCAGUUGUACUGAAAGAUGAGCUCAAAAAUAGCAAUCUGUCCAAGCCGUUAGAGAAGUCAAAGUCCUGCAAGAGAGUUGAGUGGUCAAGUGACACUGUUGACAAUGAGCACUUGGGCCGUCGCUCAUCCAAAUGCUGUGUUUAUGAGAAGCCACGUGCCUUUGGUGAGAGCUCAUCAGAAAGUGAAAAUGAAGAUGAUGACAAUGGUGAUGUACUCUGUGGCCAGGGUCAUCAAAAGGGAAGACGCCGUGUUCUUUCAAGUACUGUUGCUAGUACUUCAUCUCCCAAGCCUAAAGAUCCAUCUGAGUCCCUUCCUUCCCCCCAUUAAUGGCUAAGCCUCAUUUUGCUUCUCCUAUCCCUGAACUAGACUGAACCACAGUAUGUCCAUGUUGGUACUCAGGGAUUAAAUGCUUUUUGACUCUUUUGUGCA
Peromyscus maniculatus bairdii (prairie deer mouse) is the source of this 647-nucleotide messenger RNA. NCBI's taxonomy places the organism in Eukaryota, Metazoa, Chordata, Mammalia, Rodentia, Cricetidae. The record is from RefSeq and is a predicted model, not a curated record.